This is a messenger RNA of Amaranthus tricolor (Joseph's coat), 1824 nucleotides long. Its product is annotated as mitochondrial metalloendopeptidase OMA1. Lineage: Eukaryota; Viridiplantae; Streptophyta; Magnoliopsida; Caryophyllales; Amaranthaceae. The record is from RefSeq and is a predicted model, not a curated record. Gene Ontology annotation, cellular component: membrane. Bases 220 to 1554 code for a protein of 444 amino acids. Gene Ontology annotation, molecular function: metalloendopeptidase activity. The transcript is spliced from 3 exons.
CUCUACAACUCCUGAUGCAAACUUCCAGAUUCUUCUUUUAUAGUCUUUUGGAAGUUUCACCGUUUCUCCAAAAUUGAUUUCCUUUACCUUGAAGAAAGAAAUUGAUUUGGUUUUUUCUUUCCAAUUCAAAUACUUCUGACCCAUUUCUUCCAAGAACCUUAUUUUUUGUAAAUUCUGGGUUGGAAUGUAAAGUCCCCAAUCACCAUACAUUCAAAAAUCAUGUCUUGGUAUAAAAGAUCAAAGUUUGUAAAUGAUGCUUUCAAAAGAUUUAGUUUCAAGGUAUUGACAAAAAAUCCACCUCAAUCCCCAAUCCCAAGAAUCAAUUCCAAUGCAAAUUCAUUGUUUCAUAAUCAAUUUAAAUCUUCUGGGUUAAUUGGGUCUCCUUCAAGUACUUCAAAAUUUAGGUAUUUUAAAGGGUUUGAAAAGAAUCAAAGUAAUCUGUUCUCUGGUAAUUUUAGGAGAAAUUACUAUGUUGAUAGAAAUCAAAUUUAUCAUUUUAAACCAAGAGGUUAUAAAUCAUGGUUUCAGAAUCCUAGAAUUGUAUUAAUUACUGUUGUGAUUGGUUCUGGUGUUGUAAUUACAGUUUAUUUUGGCAAUUCUGAGAUUGUACCCUAUACAAAAAGGAAACAUGUUGUGCUUUUGUCAAGAACCCUAGAAAGACAACUCGGGGAGUCUGAAUUUAACCAAUUAAAGAAAGAAUAUAAGGGGAAAAUAUUGCCUGCGAUACACCCGGAUAGUGUUAGGGUUAGGUUGAUAUCUAGAGAUAUAAUUGAAGGAUUGAAAAGAGGGAUAAGUCAUGAACAAGUGUGGAGUGAUCCCAGUUAUACCUCAGAAAGUUUUGAGAAUCAUGGGGUUGAAGGGCAUCAAACAUUGAAGAGUUUAACUGAAGAGAAGGAAGAGAAACUCGUGGACGAUUGGCGGAAGGAGGAGGAGAUUCUUGAUGAUACUUGGAUGAAAACUAGUAGGAAACAUGGGGAGCAGCAUGGAACUAAGGCAAGUACUGAACAUUUAGAAGGGAUGAAUUGGGAAGUGUUGGUAGUCAAUGAGCCUAUGGUUAAUGCAUUUUGUUUGCCUGGUGGGAAGAUUGUUGUUUUCACUGGGUUGUUAAAUCAUUUUAAAACUGAUGCUGAAUUGGCUACAGUUAUAGGGCAUGAGGUUGGGCAUGCCAUUGCUCGACAUUCUGCGGAACAGAUUACAAAGAACUUGUGGUUUGCAAUCUUGCAACUUAUCCUAGUCCAAUUCAUUGCACCUGAUUUCGCCAACGCAAUGUCGAGUCUUCUUUUAAGGCUUCCAUUCUCUCGAAAAAUGGAAAUAGAAGCGGAUUACAUUGGGUUACUUCUGAUGGCGUCUGCUGGCUAUGACCCACGCGUUGCACCCCGUGUAUAUGAGAAGCUAGGAAUGAUUUGUGGUGAAUCAUCAAUGAGGGACUAUCUUUCAACUCAUCCAUCUGGGAAAAAACGAGCUCAGUUGUUAGCUCAAGCUCAUAUUAUGGAGGAAGCCAUUAAUAUGUACCGUGAAGUUAUGGCUGGACGUGCAAUUGAAGGUUUUCUGUAGCCAACAUCAUUUCUUUCCAUCUACAACAUCCUGUGAGAUUGUUCGAGUUUAAAAUCCUAAAAAGAUGGUUUUGUAAAACCUGCAAUGUUCAUGAACAAAUAGGUAAUGGUGUUCCCAGUUUUAUGUACUUGUAAGACUAAUUUUGCAUCAUGUGUCAUGUUUAAGGUGUAUUUGAAAUUCGAAUGCAAGAAAAAGUAACAUUCAAUAGUUUAUAACUUAGGGACGGUUUUGAAAGUGAACAAAGGUAAUUAAAAGUACUACAUUCAAGAA